Molecule: messenger RNA, 518 nt
Organism: Phacochoerus africanus (Common warthog)
Lineage: Eukaryota; Metazoa; Chordata; Mammalia; Artiodactyla; Suidae
Product: spermatid nuclear transition protein 4
Exons: 2
Coding region: 1-420 (139 amino acids)
Source: RefSeq, a predicted model, not a curated record
AUGUCUAAGGUAAGCAGAAAACCACGAGAGCCAAGAACAGCUGUAACACAAUCCACUCGAAGGAUCAAAAGGAAGAAGACUCUCUCUAAACCAAGGUUUAGAGGUGGUGUUAAGGCACCAAAGACAACUAUGAAGAUUAAAAGAGCCCUUCAGAGGAAUUUGAGAAGAAAAAUUCAAACAUCUGCCGGUCAGCCAAAAAAGGCUAAAAAGGCAAGAAAACACUUUGUCUCUUAUUAUGUACUUAAGAAAUCUGGUCAAAACAAGAAAAAAAAUCAAAAUAAGAGGCAGAAUCAAAAAAAGAGGCAGAAUCAAAAUAAAAGACGAGGGCAACCAGUCCCAGAGCAAGAGAUCAUGGAGAAACCCACCACUUCAUGUAAGUGGUGCAGCCAAGGUGUGACUAGAAGAGGCCGCAGAUAUUAGAACUGGGUCUCCAGAGGCCUUGUUUCUGAGAAGUGGCCAAUCAAGAAGACAUGACUCUCACACCAACACAGUAAACCAAUGGCUAUGAUGAAAAUAAA